AUAGAUAAUCUACUACUACCACCAUGUUAGUAGCAUCUCAUCUCUCACUGCUCUCAAGAUAUCGUGUUCCCCGAAACGCUGCGUUUUGGUCGCCACAUCAUCAUCAUCAAAAGAAUAAGCUAAAUUCAUGGUCCAUUUCGGCAAAUUCUUUCGAUCUCUCUCCUCCGCCAAUCGACCAUGACUUCCUGGACACUGUUAAAACUGCAGGCGCUAGGGUUUCUGAGGAAGGGAUCGUUGAAACAUUUUAUAAUGAUGAUGAAGCGCUCGAUGCCGCGGAGAACGGAGUUGCGGUUGUUGAUCUUUCACAUUUUGGGCGGAUUAGAGUCAGUGGAGAAGAUCGUACCCAGUUCCUUCACAACCAGACUACUGCAAACUUUGAAUGUCUGCAGCCGGGGCAAGGAUGUGACACUGCCUUUGUGACCCCAACAGCUCGAACAAUAGAUAUUGCACAUGCAUGGAUCAUGAAAAAUGCAAUCACAUUAGUGGUUUCACCUGAGACUUGUAGGACCAUUACAGAAAUGCUGAAUAAGUACAUAUUUUUUGCUGAUAAGGUAGAGAUUCAAGACAUUACUGAGCAAACAAGCUUAUUUGUUUUGUUGGGACCUAAAAGUGACCAGGUCAUGGAGAACUUGAAACUUGGUGAACUUGUGGGAAAACCAUAUGGCACACAUCAACAUUUUAAUGUUGAUAAGCAGCCUUUAACUAUAGGGGUCGGAAAUAUCCUUUCUGAAGGUGGUUUUUCAUUCUUGAUGUCUCCAGCAGCUGCUCCAUCUGUCUGGAAUGCUAUUCUUGCUCAAGGGGCCAUUCCAAUGGGUUCUAAUGCAUGGAAUAAAUUACGGAUAAUUCAAGGAAGGCCUGCUCCAGGAAUGGAGCUUACUAAGGAAUUCAAUGUCUUAGAAGCCUGUCUAUGGAACUCAAUUUCUCUAAAUAAGGGUUGUUACAAAGGACAGGAAACUAUAGCAAGGCUGAUAACUUAUGAUGGAAUCAAGCAGCGGUUAUGGGUUGGGAAGUUGACCAGCUAUGCAUCAGGAAGAAAGCAAUCUGAACACUACGGAUUAGGCUACAUUAAGAGGCAAGCUGCUUCAGAAGGAGAUACUGUAGUUGUGGGAGACAACAUCAGUGGAACAGUGGUGGAAGUUCCUUUCCUUUCUCAGCAACGGUCGCCUUCUGGUAGUUCAACUUGUUGA
Molecule: messenger RNA, 1187 nt
Organism: Arachis ipaensis
Lineage: Eukaryota; Viridiplantae; Streptophyta; Magnoliopsida; Fabales; Fabaceae
Source: RefSeq, a predicted model, not a curated record